GGCAAGACAGAAAAGAGAGAUGCGAAAGCUUCAAAAUGGCUGCUUGACUACCAGUAAACUUGUGUUUUUAACCCGAAACUGCCAAACAAACCAUUUAUUUAAUUAGAAAAAAUUCAAAAAACACCACUAAAGUGAAAAAUAUUAGUGACCAGAACUACUGUGAUUUUUUUAGUGCCAGUUUUAUUCAAAAAUCGGUCUUUAAAUACCUGUGUCAAUGCACUUAUGUUAAAGUACAGUCUGUGUUAAAAAAAUCCAGGAAGAUGAAACCACCUAUCCCGUUACGAUCGCCGAAAAUAUGAAUUAUGAUGUUGAUCACGUUAAAAAAUGAUUAUAACGUCUUCUCUCAUGGUUGAGAGGCAGUCCCCAAUUCAUCUUUUCUUACUGCUUUAUUUUCUCCAUUCCGUCUCGAGUUAUCUAUUAUUAAUCGACGAGAAGCAACAGCCAGGCGACGUUAUUUUCAAUGCUUCCGUCUACCGCCUGGGCUCCGAACGCAAAUACAAAAUAAACGCCCAAAGAUCGGCCCCCUUCGUCGAAUCCCUGAUCUCCGUUCACCCCGCAAACGGCCAGGUCUCCCUGCUCCAGCCCCUGCAAUGUGACGGCGUCUACUACCCCAGCCUGUUCACCGUCCACAUCGACUCGACCUCCAACCGCCUCCGGGACAUCGACUACUACAGCCUCCCGCUCCGCAUCUUCAUACUCGGGCCAAAAUGCGCGGAAAAAAGCGACGAAAACUGGGAGUACCUCCACGAGGCGCGCCGCCGUAGGAGCGCCAACCCCUUCCUCAGCCAGCUGCACCCCUCCGUCAAAGAGCGCCUCACCCAGGCCAAGCAAUGGAUCUCCGAAACUUUCGCCUCUUUCGCCAUCCCCACGACCGGCAAAUGGCAAAAGAUCUGCCUCCGGCAGUCGCAGUUCAUCAACUCGGUCUCGGCCUUCCUCCCGCGCACCAUCAGCGAGUUCUGCUCCGUCACCUUCCACUUCGUGAGCGACGAGCGCUUCAAAAUCGAGCACAGCCAGGGGGACCUGGUGGCCAGUCGCGACGAAUGCAUCGUGGAGCCCCUCUGGAAGGUCACGAUCCUGUUCUCGACGCACUGCCACGCCAUCAAGAUCCUCAACUCGGAGCACCGGCUCAAGAUCGUCUACCACCACCAGGUGUUCAACGACACGGACAUCGCCAAGCGGGUGCGACGCGAGCUGCGCAACCAGUCGCCCUUCUUCGAGAAGCCGCUCUACGUGGCGAGCGUCCUCGAGGAGUGCGACCCCGGGGUCGUGGUCACGAGUGUCAAAGCCCGCGACCCCGAGAACAGCCCCAUCAGCUACUCCAUGUCCAGUUUGCUGGACUCCAGGACGCAGGGCAUGUUCGAGAUCGACCCCAAGACCGGGACCAUAACCACCAAGGUGAAGCUGGACCGGGAGAUGGUCGAUGUUCACUAUUUCAGGGUGACGGCGAUGGAUGACAGCUUCCCGCCCAGGAGUGGGACCACCAUGCUCCAGAUAAACGUCCUGGAUGCCAAUGACCACGCGCCCACCUUCGAAAUGAACGAGUACGACGCCAGUAUCAAGGAGAGCGUCAGUGUGGGGUCCACUGUUAUCACGCUCAAAGCCACGGACCAGGACGUGGGGAAAAACGCCGAUGUGGAGUAUUCCAUCCAGAGCAUCAACGGGGGCGGCAUUUCCUCCGAGGAGGAGGACAAUAAGGCGUUUAAAAUCGACCCAAAAACUGGGGUUAUCACGACCAGACUGAUGCUAGACCGGGAGACAACCGAGGUUUACACUCUGAUAGUCGCAGCCACGGAUCUGGCAAGCCCGCAGACCGCCAGGAAAUCGUCAAGUGCCAGCGUCGUGAUACAUAUCUUGGAUGAUAAUGAUAAUUAUCCACAGUUUUCCGAACGGACCUACACUGUGGCCUUGGACGAAGACAUUGACUGGACCUCGAACCCGGUCAUUGCCCAUAUCAAAGCCACGGACGCAGAUCAGGGCAAUAACGCAGCAAUUCGCUACGCCAUAAUCAGCGGCAACACCCAGUCGCAGUUCGCUAUCGAUAGUUUAACAGGGGACGUGUCUCUGGUCAAGCCUUUGGACUACGAGACUUUGCGGAGCUAUCGACUGGUUAUAAGAGCCCAAGACGGCGGGAGUCCGGCAAGGUCGAACACGACUCAAUUGCUAAUCAACGUAAAAGAUGUUAAUGACAACGCGCCGAGGUUUUAUACGUCGUUGUUUCAAGAGAGUAUACAGGAAAAUGCGCCGGCGGGAUACAGUAUCGUUAAGGUGCAAGCCUACGAUGCUGAUGAAGGGCCAAAUGCUGAUAUAAAGUACACCAUAGCGCCGAGAGACUCGAUUGGGGCUAGUACAGAAGAUUUUCCGCUCACUGUUGAUUCCCACACGGGCUGGAUCACUACUACGAAGGAGCUGGAUCGCGAGGAUCAGUCCAAGUUCAUGUUUCAGGUCAUAGCCACCGACCAGGGCACCCCUCCGCAAUCCGCCAGCGCCAGCGUCAUCAUCACCGUGCAGGACGUGAACGACAACGACCCCGUCUUCGAGCCAAAAAUCUACGAAUCCGUCGUCUCCGAAGACGACCCUCCUGGCACCCCCGUGGCCACCGUCACCGCCACGGACGCCGACGAAGACACUCGCCUCCACUACGAGCUCACCAACGGCAACACCCGCGGCCGCUUUGCCAUCACCUCGCAAAACGGGCGCGGCGUCAUCACCGUAGCCCAGCCCCUGGACUACAAGCAAGAGAAACGCUACAUCCUGACCGUCACGGCGUCGGAUUCUGGUGGACGGACCGACACAGCCACAGUCUACGUCAACAUAACCGACGCCAACAACUUUGCGCCGGUUUUCGAAAACGCCCCGUACACGGCCAGUGUGUUCGAAGAUGCGGCGGUCGGAACCACCGUUCUGGUGGUCUCGGCGACGGAUAAUGACGUGGGGUUGAACGCGCAAAUUACGUACAGUUUGGGGGAGGAUGGCGACCAUCCGGCGGAGUUCACCAUCAAUCCGCAAACAGGGGCGAUUAUUACGACGAGGACGCUUGAUAGGGAGACCACGAGCGGGUAUUUGCUGACCGUGACGGCCCGCGAUGGGGGGAAUCCCCCGUUAUCUGACACCACAGAUGUGGAAAUAUCGGUGACAGAUGUCAACGAUAACUAUCCGGUGUUCAAACAAGCGGCCUAUUCGGGGAGCGUUCUCGAGGAUGCCCUUGUGGGCACCUCCGUGGUGCAAGUCUCCGCAACGGACGCCGACGUGGGCCUCAACGGCAAAAUCUCCUACUCCCUCAGCGAGAAGGACAAGGAGGACGGCUCCUUCGUCAUCGACCCCACCAGCGGCGUGAUCCGCACCAACAAGGGCCUCGACCGCGAGUCCGUGGCCGUUUACGAGCUCGAGGCCUACGCCAUCGACCGGGGAUCCCCGACCUUGAGCAGCUCAGUCCCCGUGACAAUCCACAUCGACGACAUCAACGACUCGCCCCCGGCCUUCGAUUCGGACAAAAUCGUGCUCUACAUCGCCGAAAACAGCCCGAUCGGCUCCACAGUCGGGGAAAUCCACGCCAAGGACCCCGACGAAGGCGUCAACGCAAUCGUCCAGUACUCCAUCAUCGGGGGCGAAGACAGCCAGAGCUUCUCUCUGGUCACGAGACCCGGCUCCGAGAAGGCCGACUUGCUCACCAUGACCGAGCUGGACUACGAAAGUGCCAAGAAGAAGUUUGAUUUGAUCAUCCGGGCGGCGAGUCCGCCGCUGCGUAGCGACGCCCACGUCGAGAUUAUUGUGACCGAUGUUAAUGAUAACGCCCCGGUUUUACACGAUUUUUUGGUCAUGUUCAAUAAUUACCGGGAUUUUUUCCCGACCGGGCCGAUUGGCCGAAUCCCGGCGUUUGAUGCCGACGUGUCCGACAAACUGCAUUAUCGGAUCUUGUCGGGGAAUAACGCGAAUUUGGUCGCACUGAACGAAAGUACCGGCCAAAUACAAUUAUCACCACAGUUGAACACAAACGUAGCCAAAAUGGCAUCCAUGGAAGUUUCCGUAACAGACGGAGUGAACGAAGUUAAGGCAAUCAUGCAACUAUCAGUCCGACUCAUCACCGAAGAAAUGCUCUACAAUUCGAUAACAGUCCGCCUGAACCAAAUGACCAAAGAGGCGUUCCUCUCGCCCCUGCUUGGUUUCUUUAUGGACGGACUUGCAGCCAUAAUUCCGUGCCCUAAAGAAAACAUCUUCAUUUUCAGCAUUCAGGACGACACUGACGUUGACGCGAAAAUCCUCAACGUGAGUUUCUCCAUCCGGAGGCCGGACGUCCCCAAGGAGGUCUACUACUCUCCUCAAUUCCUCAAAGAAAGAGUCUACCUGAACCGCGGCAUCCUAGCCCGGCUCUCCACAGUGCAGAUUCUCCCCUUCGACGACAACCUCUGCGUGCGGGAGCCCUGCCUUAACUACGAAGAGUGUCUCACUGUUCUCAAAUUCGGGAACGCGUCCGAUUUCAUCAGCAGCGAUACGGUUCUGUUCCGGCCGAUCUACCCGGUUACCACGUUCACGUGCCAGUGUCCCAAGGGCUUCACGGGGUCCAAGGAGCACUACUUGUGCGACACCGAGGUGAAUUUGUGUUAUUCGUCGCCGUGUCAGCACAACGGGACUUGUAAGAUACGCGAGAGGGGGUAUACGUGUGUUUGUGCUCAUGGGUACACGGGAGCUAAUUGCGAGGUGGAGCUUUCGGACGAUCCCUGCAAUCCGAGUAUGUGCAAGUCGGGGAGCACGUGCAGUCCGAAGAAUGGGAAGUCGUUUAUUUGCGAGGAGUGCUCGCUGGAUGCCGGGAGCGAACAUUAUACGUCGCUGUGUGAGCUGAAGACGAGGAGUUUUACGAAGAGUUCGUUCCUGACCUUUCCCAGCUUGAAGCAGAGGCACAGGUUGCAUCUAAAGCUAAGAUUCGCCACACAAUCCCGCAACGGCUUGCUGCUCUACAACGGCCGUUACAACGAACUCCACGAUUUCAUUUCCUUGGAGAUCGUUAAUGACCAAAUUCAAUUCUCCUUUUCCCUCGGCAGCAACGUAACAAAAGCCGUUGCCUCAAUACCUGGCGGGAUUUCAGACGGCAAUUGGCAUUCAGUCACCGUCUCGUACUACAAUAAAACGGUCACUGUGUCAAUCGAUGAUUGCGACACAGCUUUAGCUUUAAAACACGGAAAAGAGCUAGGGGGCAAGUGGGCCUGUGCCGGCUUCGCCGAAUACCAUUUGGAGCCCCGCUGUGCCUCACUCACCGAAACCUGUCACAGGUUUUUAGACUUGACGGGACCCCUCCAACUAGGGGGGCUCCCCUCAUCGUCGAAUAAUUUCCAAACGAAAAAUCGCUACUUCGAGGGGUGUAUUUCAGAAUUACAGGUCGAUUACAAGUUUGUGGACUUGAAUAGUUUUGUAACCGACAAUGGGACCACACCUGGGUGCCCGGAAAAACGGCCUUUUUGCAACCCCAACCCGUGCAAGAACGGCGGUGUUUGUAAAGAAGGGUGGGCCAUGUUCCGGUGCUUGUGCCCCAGUGGCUAUGGGAGUAAAGACUGCAGCGAGUUGAUAAGCCAACCUUGGCAUUUUUCGGGCGAUGGUACCCUCUCAUUUAAUCCACUUUUGAGGCCCAUCCAACUACCAUGGCUCAACUCUUUGUCACUCAGGACGUUACAACAAGACACUUUUUUGAUGUCGAUUCAAGUUGGCCAAAAUAGCUCGGCUGUGAUUUCGUUACAAAACAGUUUUCUUCUUUACUCAUACAACGGAGAGUCUUUCUCAGUCCCGACCAAGGAACUGUCGAACGGUGAUUGGCACCAUAUUGAGAUCACGUGGCUAGGUACCGAGAUAAAAUUAUCAAUUGACUACGGAGAGCACGUGUCGGUGGUACCAUUCACCGAAAAGAUCCAAGGUUUAUACAUUGGGAAAAUUUUGAUAGGAGGUCCCGACAACUCCUACAGUAGCCUGAACGCCGGUUACAACUACUUGGAGGGUUGCAUCCAAGACGUGCGCAUUGGCAACCACCAAACAACCUUAAACCGGCCCACAGUGACCGAAAACGUGGAGGAAGGCUGUCCGGCACAAACCGACUGCCAAAACGACUGUCCUUCCUCCUCCAAAUGCGUGACCAAGUGGGGGAAGUCCUCCUGCGACUGCCACGACGGCCACGUCGGCCCUUUGUGCAUCCCCGUGUGCAACGUCAGUCCUUGUGAAUUUGGAAACUGCGUCGAAACUACUCUCGACCCCAAAGGCUACAAAUGCCACUGCAAUUCGACCGAAUUUUCGGGCGAGUACUGCGAGAAUAAAAUGGCACAGCCGUGCCCGUCCAGCUGGUGGGGGUACCCGGUCUGUGGGCCCUGCCACUGCGACGUGGAAGCCGGUUAUAACCCCGACUGUGAUAAGCAAACCGGGCAAUGCCACUGCCGCGAAAACCACUACCAACCCAAAGGCACCACCAAGUGCAUCCCGUGUGAUUGCUACCAUAUCGGGUCAUUCAACAGCCAGUGUGACCACGAGACCGGGCAGUGCAUGUGUCGGGACGGGGUUAUAGGCCAGAAAUGCGACUCCUGUCCCAAUGCGUACGCCGAAGUGACGCUGCAAGGGUGCGAAGUGGUGUACGACGGCUGUCCCCGGAAUUCUGCAAGCGGGAUUUGGUGGCCGAGGACAGCUUUCGGAGGGGAAGCGGUCGAGAGCUGUCCGAAGGGGACACACGGGAAGGCCUCCCGGAUUUGCGAUGAUGACUCCGGGGGGUGGCAAGAGCCGGAUUUGUUCAACUGUACCUCGGAUCGGUUUGUGGAUUUGAGACAGCAGUUGAGUAACAUCGAGAGGGGGGAUUUGCAGUUGAAUACUUUUGUUGCGAUUAAACUAGCCUCGGAUCUUUUCAAAGCGACUAAUGUCACGCCAGUGUUGUAUGGGGCCGAUGUUUUGGUCACGUUUGAUUUGGUGAAAGAACUAUUAGGGUAUGAAACGAGGAUGCAUGGACUCAACUUGACGCAUAGUCAAGAUAAGGACUACAUACAUAAUAUUGUACAUUCGGUUGGGGUGGUUUUAGAUGAGAAAUACCUAAACCAUUGGAUAAGAAUUAAACAACUGACCGGGGACGGGGCUGAAAAUCUUAUCGGAUUCAUCGAAAAUUAUAUCAACAUUCUUUCAAUUAGCCAACACGACACGUACACUAACCCAUUUGAAAUCGUUUCACCAAACAUGGUGCUGGGUUUGGACGUGGUGACGCCCGAGUCGCUCUACGGCUACGAACCCGACUCGAUCCCUUCCUUGCCAACGGACCCCAACUUCACCACCGAGCGUGUCAUCCUCCCCGACACCUCCCAGUUCCUCCAAGACACCGCGCAGAAGUCGUACGGUCCCCUUGUUGCUUUCCCCAAAUACAACAACUACCUCCUUGACAAAAGUAAAUUCGACCAAACCACCCGCAUCCUAAUCCCGCUCAAACUCCUCGGAAUCAAACCCGUGGAACACGGCGAGUUGAUCACAAAACACUCACUCCCGGAAGUUGGCGCUGUGGUCAGCUACGCGCAGUACAAACAAGCAAACUCGCUACUUCCCGAAAAAUACGACGAUUCGGUCGUCCGGAGAUGGGGAGUGGAUAUCACAAUCGGGUCGCCGUUGAUUUCAGUCGGGGUGCUAGUCCCGGAGUACGUCGAUGCAGUCACGAAGACCACAACUCCGAAAAAUAUUAUUUUUGAAGAAGUUAAAAUACCGGAAAUUGAUUUGAGUCAACAGGAUAUGUUCCCGAGGAAGGUUGUGGUCGAGCCGGAAGUGAAGGUACACGAAAAUGACCCGAUUUAUCUGAGGUCGACGCAGCCAAGGCGGAAAAGGGAGCAAAGUUUGACCCGGAAGUUGCUAUACAAGAGUUUGUCAGGCAUUGCCUUGAAAAUUCCAGUCAAGUUGCAGAUUUGGCUGGACUCGAAUAAAACGCUGUUUAAUGAACGGUCGAAUCCGCAGUGCGUCCACUGGUCGACUGUUCGAGGAUUUGGGGAGUGGUCACGUGUCGGGUGCCGGACGGAAGUCGUCGACGAUUGGUUUGAAACCUUCGACCAGAAACCACUAGUCGUAAACUGUACCUGCAACCAUCUGACCACUUUUGCGGUUCUAGUGGACGUUGUCGAUUUAGAAUACAUCCCCGAACCUUCACUACUCGAAGACAUUUCAAGUUACAGCUGUUUCGCUAUUUCUCUACCUCUCCUCCUCGCCGCCUACCUCAUUCUAGCUUUAAUCCGAGGCUUGCAAACGAAUUCCAACACAAUACGGAAAAACCUCGUACUCUGCGUAUUUCUCGCCGAAUUAUUGUAUUUCAUAGCGUUAAAGGCGCGCCGACCUAUGGUCAGCAGUGAUCUUCCAUGUAAACUGGUAGCUAUUGGUUUACACUACUUGUGGCUCGCCUCGUUCUUUUGGAUGCUGGUCGAUGCUUUACACUUGUACAGGAUGUUGACGGAAAUGCGUGACAUUAACCACGGCCCCAUGCGGUUCUACUACAGCAUGGGCUAUGUGGUGCCUGCGGUUGUUGUGAGUCUGGCUGUAGGGGUACGAGCCCACCAGUAUGGCAACUACUACUUUUGUUGGGUGUCGCUUUACGAAAGCGUAGUUUGGAGUCUCGUCGGCCCGAUCUGUCUCCUAGUUUUGAUCAAUUUACUGAUUCUGAUCAUGGCAAUAAGGGCCGCGUUCACGUUACAAGACCACGUCCUUGGGUUUGGCAACUUGAGGACGUUGCUUUGGGUCUCAGUGGUCGCUUUACCCCUCCUGGGGGCCACUUGGAUUCUUGCGCUGUUGGCAGCGUCCGAAAGACACCCACUUUUGACACCGUUUUUGUCCGCUGCUGUCUUGAUACAUGCGGCGUUUUCGCUCGCUGGUUAUUGUUUUGCAAAUAACCGCGUCCGCCAAAAUUUGAUCAGGUCUAUAAUGCGUUGUAUGGGGAAGAAAGUGCCGUUGCUUGAGACCACAUCAGUGGUGGGGGUUCCGAGUACGAGCAGUCAGAACAUAAGCGGCCAAUCGAGGUCCGCUUUGGCCUACCACUCAACCAUCGACCCAACUCGCCGCAACAUCGGCAUUUCCACCUCCAGCACAACUUCGCGUUCGACCACCAAAACCAGCUCCAGCCCCUACAGGAGCGACACCCAUUUGCGCCACACCAGUACCAGCACUUCGAACUACAACUCCACAAGUGACGUCCCGUCAUACAUGCGCGGCUUCGAGCAAGAGACGGGACUUCACCGCCACCGGGAACUACCGGAAGAGACCGAACGGCGCGAGCGCCGGGCCGACAGCGACUCCGACUCGGAUGGUUCCGAGGGGCGGAGCCUCGACCUAGCCUCGAGUCACUCCAGCGAUGACGACGAGUCCAGCACUCGGAGACACCGAACCCGGGGAGGUACCCGCCAGGGGUACCUUCCGAACAUAACCGAGCACGUGGUUUCACGCUGUGGGACUCCCCCGUCGCUCAAUGUGGUCACCAACUCGCAGUUGUUCCCCGCCGUUCAGCCAGGGUACGGCUCCAGGUGGUCCAGUCAGCUGCCCGAAGCCUACCUACCCAACCCGAAUGUUCCAGAGGUGGGGCGGUGGUCGGCUGAGACAGCCUCCGACAACGAGUUCUGCCACAAGACCAACUCGCCCAACCCCUUGCCCAACCCCGACGUCACCCCUGAAACAUGCCUGCCAACGUUACAGUCGGAGCAGUACAUGGUGCGCACCCACUACGACAAUCAUUACCCCAACAACUACAUAUCGAAAAUGAUGCAUCAUGAGAACAUGAAUUUCCAGGAUUAUGGCGAACGCGGGUCCGACAUCGACGAUAAGCACCACAUGAGCGACAAAUAUCUAUUUCCGUACACAGACGAUCCGAUGAAAGCGGAGGAGGACCACGUGACGAGUCACAACAACUUCAUGCAUCCCUCGAGCCGGAUAAUGUCGCCGGUGACCAAUGAUAUAAAUAAUCCAGGGAUGGAGUACCAUAUGGGUUCGCGCAUGGGUUCGGUGCUCGGAUCCAUGCAUGGGUCCGUUUGCGGUAGCGUUAGAGGUUCGCCUUCGCCUCUAAUGCCGCCCGUGUCCAUGAUCCAUUCGACCCAUCCGCCGGAACCACCCCACUGGUGUUGGGAAUAUGGUAUUAACAAAUAACUGGCUUGGGAAAGACGAUAAAAACGAGGAAACUUCAGUCUGACGGGGUUCAUUUCGUGUACAAAUAAGUUAUUUAUUGUUGUUUUUUGACUUGUUUUUUGUAUAUGUUUCCGAUAAAAGACUGUGUAUGUAUAAUUGUAACAAUCUUUGACAUUCCGAAUUUAUUUAGUAAGGGAGCUUUACACAACGUACUUAAAACCAAUCUUAGGUAAUAAUUGUAAUUGCCAUCAUAUAUUACAAAACAUUAUUUAAUUGUAGUUAUUAGGUAGAUUUAGCAGAUUCAUUAGCCAUCAGAGGAGAAGACUAAGGUAUUUUUUACGCCAUAAAUUUUAUUUGCGUCGAAACAAAAUUGAAAGUAUUUUUGUGUAAAUUUAAACAAACCUGUGCCUAAAAAGCUUUUUUAUAUGAGACUUUUUUUUGUAUAAAUGGUCGUAACACUAAGAUAUUUUGUAAGAUCUCAGUAUUUAUUUAGCUUAGGAGUUUUGUAUGACACUACUCAGACGUACUAGAUGUGUUUAUUUCGAUACUUUGACUGUGCAAUUUCUACAUUCCAUUUUUUAUACACUUUUGGACUCAGAUAUAUUGUGAUUUUUUAUUUUAUUAAAUUAUCUCAAAGAAA
Molecule: messenger RNA, 10735 nt
Organism: Tribolium castaneum (red flour beetle)
Lineage: Eukaryota; Metazoa; Arthropoda; Insecta; Coleoptera; Tenebrionidae
Gene: stan
Product: starry night
Exons: 22
Coding region: 325-10116 (3263 amino acids)
Biological process (GO): G protein-coupled receptor signaling pathway; cell surface receptor signaling pathway; homophilic cell-cell adhesion
Cellular component (GO): plasma membrane
Molecular function (GO): G protein-coupled receptor activity; calcium ion binding
Source: RefSeq, a predicted model, not a curated record